This is a messenger RNA of Prorocentrum cordatum, 1844 nucleotides long. NCBI's taxonomy places the organism in Eukaryota, Dinophyceae, Prorocentrales, Prorocentraceae. The record is from the annotation of a GenBank genome assembly.
AGCGCUGGACGCUGAACCUUCGGUGGUGCUCCCUAUUGGGGCACUCCCGUGACCAUUUUACUCGGAUGCUGCAGGAUUUCACCAAUGAGCUCGUUGCGUUGAGGAUGUCUUGGAAACCGUCCUCAUGUGCCAUUCUGGCCACAGCGGAUCGCGGUCCAGUCACAGUGGCGCAGCAUGGGAUAUACCUGGCAGUGUUGGCAGUCGAUGUCCUGGAGGUGCUCGGCACAAUGGUGAGCGCAGACGGGUCGUCCGUCCUGGCGCUGAGGCACCAGCUACCCAAGGCAACGGCGUGCUUCUGGGCCCACAGCGCGGUUCUUACAGCACCAGGGGUUUCUCUCAAAACAAGGAUGGCCGAGUUCGCGAAGAGAGUUCAACCGGUUGCCCGGUAUGGAGCGGCUGCGUGGACGUGGUCCAAGUCCAUUCAUAAUGAUUUUCACAGGUGGGAAAACGCUAUCUUGCGACGCAUUGCAGGACUUCGACGACGGCCAGGAGAAGACUUUGUACGGAGCGUGCAACGCCACACGCGAAGAGCAAGAAGUAUCUUGGGCACGUGAGUCUUGCUACGCAGUUUUUGGAUGAUUUGCAUCGGCUUGCUGGUACAAGCUUUGCCCGACUAUAUGCGAGCGCACUUCCUGAAAGCAUUACGGCUGCCUCUUGCACGGAUUUCUCAGCAAUCGUUUCGUCUGUUAUCGCCACGCCCGCGGUCGUGUUGAUCGGCAGCCAGUGUUUCCUUCUUGCCUGCAUCAUGUGGUGCGACAUCCAAUGGUGGGGGUGGCGCCAAGCCGUGGGGGAAGCAAUAGACCCAGCAGAGAGGCGCGAACCUUGGCGACACAGCAGAUGUGGCCAUCACCGUCGUUGGGAAAAAGUGUUCGUCGAUGUGUUUGGACGGCACCGGAAAUCCAUUGCUGCAACGAGUGGGUGGCUGGGGUCAGCAGAAAGGAAGUUUUAGGCAGAAGGUCGGUUCGCAGCUCUUGAAGACAACCCCACCCAGAGGCGCGGCCGCAGGAAAGCCGCCCCUGCGGGGGGCGGACAGGCUCAGCUACUUCCACAGAAGCGCCCUCGCAUCGUCGUCCGGGAGCCCGUGCACUGGGAGGCAGUCGGCGGCGCGAGCGUGAGGAUCCAAAUGUUGAGGGACAGCGCUCUGAUCAUUCAUUGGGCCACUUUUUUAAGGAAGUGUCAGUACGCGGUCUACGACUCCCGACUCAGCGUUGCACACCACACAAUCGCGAUGCUUGUGGAGGCCCACGACGCCCUCCCGAGGCAUUGCAGCGCAGAGUGGGCACGGCACGUGUACCGCGAACUCAACGCAGGGGCCAACGAACUGGCGAACCGACAUUGUUUCAAGUACCAGCAGUACUGCUCUGUGGAUGGCUUUCGUUAUUUCCGUAUCUAUUUCGAUGGCAGCGUUUCUGACGGCGGCGUUGGCGGAGGUUGGGUGCUGUACGGUUCUCGGCACCUCACCACGGACGCCCCGGAGGACUGGAGCAAGAUUGCCGAUUUGAGUUUCGGGCUACGUGGUGGUGCUGCAGUUGCAGCGACUGAACUGGAGCCCUGUGUGUGGGUCAUCGUUUAUCUAGGUGAUGCGUUGCAGGGCCCUGCCACGGCGAAUUUCAAUCCUGAGCUCUGGCAGCCUAUCGAUACCAGUCCUCCCCCCAUCCUCUCCCUUGCCGGUAUGCUAGACGUGUAGUACCAUUUCGGACGACUGUUGUUGUUUUGUCCGAUAACUCGUGGUAGGCAUAAACGGAGCACGAAUGAUGUGGCAAUCGAGCUGUAGCCAACGUUUGCCCAGAUUGUGCCGUCCCUGUGCUUCUGCCCUGCGCGUGCUCAGACAUGGGCUGCACCGC